GACCGAGUUGGCGUCACCACUCUCUACUUUCAAAUUCAUGACUUCGCGUUUCUUCUCGAGGUUCCAGGCUGAAAACUCGCACGUCCUCGACGGAGUCAUGACGACAUGUCCGUGAGGAAGAGCUGCCUGUCCCUCUCUGUCCGUCUGUCGGGGCUGUGUACGUCCGAGUUGCCGCAGAGCUGGACCUGAGGGGUCGGAGUCAUCGCCGCGUCCGUACGUUUGUCCCCCAGCGUCGGCCAACAUGGCUGAGGAUGACAGCGAGUGGAUUAUAGAGAGCAUCGUCGGCUACCUGGGGAGUCCCGAGUGGGUUAUCCCUGUCACGGACUUUAUGGAACACAAAUGUACAGUUUUCGACGACGAGGAUGAACACAAGCUCUCGUACACAGAAAUCCAUCAGCAGUAUAAGAAACUUGUGGAGAAACUGCUGGAGAAUUAUAUGCAGGAGGUUGGCAUCGACGAGCAGCAGUUCCUGGAUGCAUGCACCUCUCCCUUUGCCAAGUCUCAAUCUUUGCAGGACAUUUUCCAGCCGGUUCUGGCUACAGAUGACUUCCAGGUGUUUCGCUCGCUGAUGGUUCAGAAGAACAUGGAGCUGCAGCUCCAAGCCCUCAGAGUCAUUAAAGAAAAAAAUGGGGCCCUACCAGAGUGUCUGACCGAUGGGGUUGACGUGAUGACCGAACUAGAGCAGCAAGAGAUGAAAAUCCUGGAGGAAGUCCUCAAGAAGUCGAAGGAGGAGUACGAUGAAGAGAUGUCCAGGAAGCUGCUCCUAGAGAGGAAGACCGGCUCCACUUCCAGCAGAUCCUCGGAUAAACCAAACGCAGGCGAUGAGGAGGUCCGAGAGGCCACGCUGGCGUCCAGACAGAACAACUCUUCCAAACGCGCACCAGACUCUGGCAGUAGCAGCAUCCAGUCCAGAGCGCUGCCAGCCCUGCGAACUCCUACAAAAUCCAGCAAGUCUUCCAACGCCAACAGCUGUCAAACAGUGGAGCACAGCGACAGCAGGGACGCUGCGGCCGAGGUCUACCUGCAGGAGGCACACCGGGAAGCGGGUUUCUCCAAGCCAUACACCGAGCUGUUACCGUCAGAGCAGGAGCAGCUGCAGCAAAGGGCAGCGUAUCUGCGUCAGCAGCGAGACAAGCUGCACGCCCUGAAGAAAGAACAGCAGAAAAUCAGACAGACGCCCGCCCUGGAGGAGCCACCGGCCAGCCCUGCUCCCCCACCAACCGCCAACUCAGAGGCAGAGGGAGAGCCCCAGAUGAACGGGGCCAGCUCUCCUCCUCCUCCAUUGCAACACUCGACUAACUCCACCAACCAGAAGGACAUAUCUGCUGAGGAAAAGAAGAAGCUCCAGAAGAGAAAACAUCUGGCUGACAAGCUGAAGGAGGAAGUCAUCAAGAAAUAAUAACCGUCGAUGCGUACCCAAUAAGUUAUCCUGUCUCAUCUCUGUUCCUGGAACACACAGCAUGCUAAUUAACUUUAUACAAGACCUGAUUUUUUUUUUUUUUCAAAAGGAAAGUAGAAAAUUGACUAUUCUUUUUGCUGAAGUGAUGCAUCUGACUUUUUCACUAAGGAACUUUAUUACUAUUACUAUUAUUAAGCUAACUAAACAAGCCAAUUUUCUGCAGCAGCAUGCUGCUGAACGACGUACUUAGCUUUUGUCCAAAAUCACUCACUAGUAGGAAGUGUCAUUUUGUCAGUAAGUUUGAAUCCAGUUUCCAGAAACCUGAGAUAAUUUCUCCAAAAUUCACAACAUGCAUUGGGGAUAUUAGUUCACAAUUUGUAAAUAUCUCCAGAGCUGCAACGAUUAACUCAUGAUCAGUUGUUUUCCCACGAAAAUGCUCUUGAAAUCACAAUUGAAUAUUCCUGAUUUGAGGGGAAAAAAAGUAUUUAUUUAUACUGUAUAUUACUGCGACUGAUAAAAUACAUAAGAUAGUGGCUUAAAGAUAUUGCUCAAAUUGUUCUAACGUUAAGAGUUUUAGCUCAAAAAUGUUAUUUUAUAGCUGACUGGGAGUGAAUUAAGGCACCGCCAUGGGGGUGCAAAUGUGCAAAAAAAGGCGAUGAUAGAGCCAUAUGUAAGGUACAGAUGGCCAAAUGAAGUCACUGAGGUAAAACUAUAUAUUCAUAAAUAUUUCAGUACUUCAAAAAGUGAACCUCCUGUAGAAUAAUUACAGCGAUCCACGUAAAUUUGUUCUCAUUUUGAUGAUCACAGCUUAUGGAAACCCACUCGUUUCAUUAUAUUCAUUUUUAUAUGUACCUUCUGUGGUUCACCUGAAUUAGCUCAAAAAUCCUGUUUUGUAGCAGUGCUGGGGAGCUGAGGCGCAAACUUGGAAAAUGGAGAACAAAGCUUGUGUUGGUUACGUAAAGUGAAACAACCAUGCGAUGGUUGAUCAAAGCUGAUGGUGCUAGCUCGCGCAUGCUCGGCUUUUCACACCGUUUCCAUUAGGAAAGGGAAGCCUCCUCCGUUCACACGGAGUCAAGAGUUCAUGAGAUUAACACUAAUCACAUAUUCCCAAAGGGGCCAAGAAUGCGAUGUGGUUGCUUCACACGAAUGCAGUAUUCAUUCUCAAGGAAUCAGCAGUUUUUACUUUAAGCAUGUAUGAUGCACCGGUUUUGUGUUUGUACGUAUAUGUUAUACAUGCUGGUUUUAAUAAAUCACAUUUUGUAGAAACAA
Messenger RNA from Poeciliopsis prolifica (blackstripe livebearer), 2668 nucleotides. It is a transcript of the gene cfap36, whose product is annotated as cilia and flagella associated protein 36. Bases 242 to 1399 code for a protein of 385 amino acids. The record is from RefSeq and is a predicted model, not a curated record. Gene Ontology annotation, cellular component: axoneme; ciliary base. NCBI's taxonomy places the organism in Eukaryota, Metazoa, Chordata, Actinopteri, Cyprinodontiformes, Poeciliidae. The transcript is spliced from 10 exons.